GCCACUCCUGUUUUUUCCUAUAGCCCUGGUGGCUGGCAGCUAAGCUUGGAGCUUGUGCUUGUCCAUUCUCAAGGCCAUACAUGAGGAGCUUGGAGCUUCCAACAUCUCCUUCCCUUCCUCUCCAACCUCUCACACAUGCUAAUUGCUAUUGCUGCCGCUAUAUAGAUAGGCCAGGCAGCUAGCUAGGAGACAUCAGCUCAUCAUACUCGCAACACGAAGGCCACCACUGUUUCAGCUGCCUCCUGAGCUUGCUCUUCCUGACCCCAAUAGCCAUUCUUGAGAUCUGCUUCAUCACCAGCCACCAGGAGAGGAGAGCGCAAAGGGCAUCUACUCUGCAUUUCUUGAUCUGAUCCAAGUGAGAGCAACCUGACAAUACAAAAAUUUGACUGUGUGUGGAAGCUUCCUGAGGUUCCAAGGGGGAAUAAGGCAGGGGAUGAGUACAACCAAGGUGAAGAAACGUGUGGGGAAGUAUGAGCUUGGUCGAAUCAUAGGCGAAGGCACAUUUGCAAAGGUCAGGUUUGCGAAGGACACUGAAACCGGCGAACCGGUAGCCAUCAAAAUCCUGGAUAAAGAGAAGGUUCUCAAGCAUAAGAUGGUUGAGCAGAUUAAGCGAGAAAUUUCGACGAUGAAGUUGAUUAAGCAUCCUAAUGUUGUCCGCAUAUAUGAGGUGAUGGGAAGUAAAACAAAGAUCUACAUUGUGUUGGAGUAUGCAACCGGCGGCGAACUCUUUGACACAAUUGUUAACCAUGGCCGAAUGAGGGAAGAUGAGGCAAGGAGAUACUUCCAACAAUUAAUCAACACAGUUGAUUAUUGUCAUAGCAGGGGUGUGUACCACCGGGAUCUAAAACCAGAAAAUUUACUUCUUGAUUCAUACGGAAAUCUGAAGGUCUCUGACUUUGGGCUAAGCGCACUAUCUCAGCAAAUCAAGGAUGAUGGAUUGCUGCACACAACUUGUGGGACUCCAAACUAUGUUGCACCAGAGGUCCUUGAAGAUCAAGGCUAUGAUGGUGCAAUGGCUGAUUUGUGGUCAUGUGGAGUUAUCCUGUUUGUUCUGCUAGCAGGGUAUUUGCCUUUUGAGGACUCUAAUCUUAUGACGUUGUAUAAGAAAAUAUCAAAUGCAGAAUUUACAUUUCCACCUUGGACGUCUUUUCCUGCCAAGAGGUUGUUAACAAGAAUCCUUGAUCCAAAUCCAAUGACGAGAAUAACAAUCCCAGAAAUACUAGAGGAUGAGUGGUUCAAAAAGGGCUACAAGCGCCCGGAGUUUGACGAAAAAUAUGACACAACAUUGGAUGAUGUGGAUGCUGUCUUCAAUGAUUCAGAAGAGCACCAUGUGACAGAAAAGAAAGAAGAAGAACCAGUAGCUCUGAACGCGUUUGAACUGAUUUCAAUGUCAGCAGGCCUAAAUCUUGGAAACUUAUUUGACUCAGAGCAGGAAUUCAAAAGAGAAACAAGGUUCACAUCAAAGUGUCCACCCAAAGAAAUUGUCCGCAAGAUUGAGGAAGCUGCAAAACCUCUAGGAUUUGAUGUUCAGAAGAAAAAUUACAAGUUGAGGCUCGAAAAGGUAAAAGCAGGGAGGAAGGGCAACCUCAAUGUUGCUACUGAGAUACUGCAAGUUGCACCCUCUCUUCAUAUGGUAGAAGUCCGAAAAGCAAAAGGUGACACUCUGGAAUUUCACAAGUUCUACAAGAACCUUUCCAAGACCUUGAAGGACGUUGUCUGGAAAUCCGACGAUCUGCAGAUGCAACCUGCUUCUUAGCAGAACCUCCGGAAAGGAAGGAUGGCAAACUUUUUGAGUCCCAUUCUUCCAACUUCCAAGUAUAUUCCAUUUUCAUAGUCUGGACCAGCGAAAUGUGCUCGAUCGUCCUCCACCAUUGUUGUAAAUUGCAUUUUGAGAGAUUGCAUUGCUUUCUGUAGUUGCAGCGAAGCUCAUUCAGUAGGUUUUGUGAGUAUGUGAGUUCUGUAAAUCCAUAUGCCUAUGAGUCAUGUUGAAACUUUACUAAAAAAAUCAUGUUGAAACAUUCUGAAUCUGCGAAAUGUCGCCAAGUAUGCUCUUGCUACCUUGCACCA
Phragmites australis (common reed) is the source of this 2067-nucleotide messenger RNA. Its product is annotated as CBL-interacting protein kinase 32. NCBI's taxonomy places the organism in Eukaryota, Viridiplantae, Streptophyta, Magnoliopsida, Poales, Poaceae. Bases 434 to 1756 code for a protein of 440 amino acids. Gene Ontology annotation, biological process: signal transduction; protein phosphorylation. Gene Ontology annotation, molecular function: ATP binding; protein kinase activity. The transcript has 15 exons. The record is from RefSeq and is a predicted model, not a curated record.